Molecule: messenger RNA, 1785 nt
Organism: Ectocarpus siliculosus
Lineage: Eukaryota; Phaeophyceae; Ectocarpales; Ectocarpaceae
Source: the annotation of a GenBank genome assembly
AUGGCAUUGCCCAAGUCCCGCUCCAACACACGCAUCAGUGUUCUCACCGGGACGCAGAAGAAGUCUCCGGCGAAGGUAGGAGGAGGGAGCAGCAGCAAUGAAUCCACGAGGCUGUACCACCUCGCGUCGGCCGGCACCGGUGGCGCGCCUGGCGGGAGACGAAGAACGCUCGGCCGGAACGUUCCCCUCGGGGGCGGAGCAGGGGGAGGGGGCGGCUACGGCACCUACCAGCCCUUGCGACCUCUCUCGAACCCGGUGGAGGAUUGCCUUCGCGCCGGAGCCGCGGGGCUGGGGUGGUGCCUCCUGUCCUGGUUCACAGGCGUUGUGCUCCUGGUGCUCGAGUACGCGAAGAGGUGGGGUGCUCACAGAGGGACCGCUGAGCCGGAGUACGACGAAUCCCCCCAGUGGCUCGUGUUCUCGCCCUUCUGGGUCGGGGACGGGCUGGCUCUGCUCGUGCUCGUGCGAGUCAUGGCCAAGGUCACCAACAUUAGGUUUGUGACUCCCGCGCGCAGCAGAGGCGCAAGGCGCGGCGACGCGCGCUCUCGCUCGACGGGGAGCCUCAAUGAUCUGUCGGGCCACGGAAGCAACGCUGGCGGCGGCGGCGGCAGCCGACUCGCGUGCGCGCCGAUAACUCUGGACUACUUUCCGCUGCUACAGAGAGUCAUCGCCACCUCGGUCGGAGCGUUCCUCGUACUGGUCGUCUUCACGACGCAGCAGGUGCUGAUCUGCCUGCGGUGGGGAAGGGAGGCGGACGCACCGGGCGUGCCGCGACCGCUGGUGGUCGCGGCGCCGCUGCUGUUGGUCGAAGCGUUUUUCUUGUUGAGGGUGGUGCUCAUCCGCACGUACGGGUGGCUGUCCGGACUAACCUGGCUGCUACUGUUUUCGUUGACGAUAUUGGUGGCCCUACGAAGCGGCGCCAACUCUGGCGACGACGCCGACGGUGCGUCCGGCGGGCUGCAAUCGUACCCGUGGCUCGAGUGCCUGGCGCCGCUGUGGGUCGUGGACCUCCUGUACGCCGGGGUGGCGGGCUACGUGGCGGCCAACACGAUGGCGGGGAGGUUCGUGAUGGCGCCGACGCAGGGGCUGUGCUUCGCCCUCCUGCUGGCCGCGCUGGCGGGGUCGACGGUGGCGGAGAUGCUCUUGACGGGAGACCACAGGCUGCACAAGCUGUCCGACAAGGUGCCUCGGUUGGAGUACCUUCGGCUGGACAUGCCCCUUCUGCUCGCCGUUGCGUCCCUCAUGGCGUUCUGCCUCGCUGUGUUCCUGUCUGUGGAGCACUCGGUGUCGAUGCUCAUCAACACGCACGGCUACGACGACCCCCUUCCUCUCUGCGAGACUCCCAGCGGGUGGGAGUGGUCCGGGGCGGGGAAGGCUUCGUGGGGGUUGUUAGGAGACGUCUCUGUGAGAGCCGAGAAGAAAGUGGGGCUACCGGCAGGGUUUUCGGGAUCUGGCUGGCUGGAGGACGGCGGCGCAUCAUCACGGGGGGGCGGCGGGACAAGGACCAGUAGCAGCGUCGUCGGCGGGAGGAUCGGAAGGGACGGGGGAGGAGUGGCAUCGUUGCGGGCGGAGGUUCUUCCGGAGGGCGGAGUGUCUCCGUGCAUCAUCAAGACGUUCAAACGCGACGAGAAGCACAACAAGUGGGGGAAGGGUGGGCUGCGACUCCUGGGUGCGUGGCCCGAUCAAGACCCGAAGCUUUCCCGUGCGGACUGCUCAUCUCUCUUUUUUCUCUCCCUCUCACCAAAUUGCGAGAAACACGAGCAGAUUCUACAGACUAUGUCGCUGUAG